Messenger RNA from Zalophus californianus (California sea lion), 2310 nucleotides. It is a transcript of the gene LIME1, whose product is annotated as Lck interacting transmembrane adaptor 1. Gene Ontology annotation, biological process: regulation of phosphatidylinositol 3-kinase/protein kinase B signal transduction; regulation of canonical NF-kappaB signal transduction; T cell receptor signaling pathway. The record is from RefSeq and is a predicted model, not a curated record. Gene Ontology annotation, molecular function: protein kinase binding. Gene Ontology annotation, cellular component: B cell receptor complex. Bases 1336 to 2082 code for a protein of 248 amino acids. Lineage: Eukaryota; Metazoa; Chordata; Mammalia; Carnivora; Otariidae. The transcript is spliced from 5 exons.
UGGCAUUCUCCUUGCUCUCUUGGGUGGGGCUCUGCCAGCAGCCCCUCCCGCGUGUUGCCUCACCCCCACAAGUGUGUGGGACUUGAUGCUGCAGCAGGGGGAGGAGGUCGUGGCCAGAUGCAUCCUUGGGAAGCACCAUGAAUGAGGCAGGAGGACCUGGUGGGGUGGGUUUGGAAGUCUGAGAGCCUGGGAUCAGCCCCAGGAUUUGGCGGCCACGAGACUGUCCAGUUCCCGUGCUGUGCCUGUCUCUUCGCUGGCGCGUGCCCACCUCAUAGAGCACAGACCACGUGAGUUAGGCUCUGGGAGCAGUGCUGGCGUGCCACAUGCACCCGCCAAGUGAUGUCUAGACCCCACACGGGGGCUGCAGCAGGAGCGAUGGCUGCAGAGCGUUGAGUGGCUGUGUGGGGAGAUGCACAGGCAGGAAGUGAGGUGGGGAGCUCGGCUGAGGGCUGUACAGAGGCACCUCGUAGGGUGCCCAAGCCGCCGGGCCUGCUCCACACGGGGCUGAGGAGGGGCCACCACACGCGGGGCUUUGGUAAGUGCCUGUUCUGGCCUCCACCCUGGUCAGGUCCCCAGACCCCUUGGUGCCCUCCUGGGAGCAGCUGAGGGUUGGGGUCUGGGAGGACCAGGUUAGCCAUCCCAGACCCUCUUACGAGCUAAGCCCACUCUCCCUGGGUCUGGGCAGACUGGCCCCCGUCUCUAGAGACACCCUACCCCAGCAGCUCUGCUAAGAUCCCAGGAGGAAGACCAUGAUCUGAUGGCAGGGUCAGUUGGAGGGGAGGGGUGGAGAGCCAAGGAGAAGUGGGGUGGGGGCAGUCAGGAUAAAGCAACCUCUCCCUGCCUGCUGACCCCUCCCCUGCCUUUCCAGCCCCUCAGGGGACAAAGCUUAGCAGUGGAUGGUUAGGGGGACAUCACCUGAGACAGUGGCCUGUGCCUCAGAGGGCCAAGGGUGUGACCUUAGGACCUCCCUGGGUUCCAAGUUUAGGCUACGGUGACCACAGCAGGCCCUUGGCCUGCUCACAACUCCCCUGCCCCUCCUCACCGGCCACGCUCAGCUACCGUUUGGGUCAUCCUCACCCACUCAGGUACUCGUGGGGCCAAGCAGAGCACACCUCCUUCCAUGUCACGGGGAGCCCCCCUUCAGAGGUGGGAAGGUAGCUGCUAGGGCCUGGACUCCAUGCUUCUGUAGGAAGGAGGGGCUGUGGAGCCUGGGGUUUCCUGUGUGCUGAGUCAGAGUGCCCCAGGGGGAGGAGACUGCCCAGCAGCUUGAGGUGCAGCAGGGGGGCUGCCAGGAAGCGGGUGCAGAGGCAGCGGGCCAGGCCCCAGGGCGGUGUGAUGCCAGCGGAAGCGUCACUGCUGAGACGACACCACUUCUGCACCCUCAGCAAGUCGGACACCAGACUGCACGAGCUGCACCAGGGCCCUGGCGGCUGCAGAGCUCUGCGGCCUGCCAGCAUGGAUAUCCUGCACCCACAAUGGCUGGAGGUGUCCAGAGGCACCAGCAGGCUUAUGGCAGCCUCCUCACACCGGGAACUGCACCAGGCAAUGCCUGUUGCCACCUCACCCUCCAUCUGCCCCGAGGCCACUUACUCCAAUGUGGGGCUGGCUGCAAUCCCCAGGGCCAGCCUGGCAGUCAGCCCUGUGGUGUGGGCAGGGGCACAGCUAACCAGCAGCUGUACCAGGCCUGGGCCUGAGGCCAGACCUGAGGUGGCUGCGUAUGCUUGUAUCCAGAAGCUCAAGGAAACAGAUCAGGGCCCCCAAAGCCUGGGGCAGGGGAAGGCCGAGCUGACCCCAGCUGUUCAGGUGGACAUCCUGUACUCCAGAGUCAGGAAGCCUAAAAAGAGGGACCCAGGACCUACCACAGACCAGUUGGACCUCAAGGGCAGGGGAGUAAUUGCGCCUCUGGGAAGUGACCAGUCCUAUGAGACCCUCCCACUCAGGGGCCUGGGGAAGGAUGAUGGCCUCCUGGAAAAUGUGUAUGAGAGUAUCCAGGAGAUGCCCCUUCCCCCCAGCACCUGGAGCCCUCCUGCUCUAGCUGUUAGCAUGAGUGCACCUAUGCAGGCUUCCCCAGCCUCAACCUAGGGAAGGGUCUCCAACUCCCCAUCUGUGUCGAACAACCAAGUACAGAGUUCCUCCUUCCAGAGUAGUGCCCAGCCCCCAUUCCCUAUCCCCGCCCCUAAGUUGGCCGCACAAAGUCCAGAUCCCAAGGCUUCCAGCCUGUGAGGUCCCUGGGGGUCCUGGCUGCCAUGGCCUCCUAGCCUCUCCCUCCCAAGGUCUUAAUAAAUCCCCAGCACAGGGAGGAUGGGUACA